CUCGGAUCCAGUUGAGUUACCCAGGAACGAGUGCGCCACCGGCGCCACGGGUGACAGGCGCGUCCAUGUGCGCGCCGAAUUCGGGCAUACUGGGUGGGGAGUUCUCUGGUGUCCAAGCCAGGUGUCUGGUCUGGGACUAGAGUCCAGUCCCGGCGUCGACGACGGUGGUAGCAGGUAACAGUCGACAUAGAUCGAUCCGCAGCGUGUCGAGGAUCAUUUUGCAUUCCUCGACGAGGACGCCACAGCAGCGCACAUGGCGACCGACUUUAAGCCGUACAAAACUCCCGCUGGGAUGACCGCCGUGGCUGUGCUCGAAGAGCCGUACGAGUACUACCACACUCACGACGAAGCGCCCAACUACCUAGGGAAGACGGUCCUGGGCCACAUCAUUCAGUACUUUGUGAUUGGGAUGCUCCUCGGGUCGAUUUCGAGCUUGAAUGGACCGUUCUUUGCCACGUAUUUUCACAUGGAUCCUGCCCAAGCCAACUUGGCCAAGGCCUUCACGGCCAUCGUGUGGAGCUGCAAAGUCGGGUUCGGUAUCGUCACCGACUGCUUUCCCAUCAUGGGCUACCGCCGCAAGUCGUGGAUGGUCAUCGGGUGGACGUUGUGUCUCAUCUCGAUGCUCGUGCUGUGCUGCAAAGACCACGGUGCCCCGUACGUGCCAGACGCCCGCCUCCUCGCCACCAAGCGCAACCUGACGGCUUCCGAAAAAGCCCAAGUUGCUUCCCCCAACGUGCACGCUCCCAACAACGGCCUCGUCGCAGCGGCCAUGUGCGGUGUCGUGACGGUGUUUUACGUGAUGGCAGACGUCGCGGCCGACUCGAUGAUCGUUGAGAUGUCGUUGAAAGAACCCGACCACAAGCGUGGUCGGCUCUUGGCGUACGUGUAUGGCUCGCGCAACCUCGGAUCCGCCCUCGUGCAAGUCAUGAUCGGGUCGUUCCUUAACUCGCCCAUGUAUGGCGGCGACUACGCUUGGGGACUUAGCGUAAACGAGUUCUUUGCCGUGCUAACGGCACCCGUGGCCCUCAUGCUGCCCGUUGUGCUCUUCAUGCUCAAGGAAGUGCACCGUCCUGUGGUCAACUGCCCGCAGUACCUGGCCGAGUUUUGGCACAUGGUCCAAACCCGUCCGUUCUGGCAAACCCUUUUGUACGCAUUCUUCUUCAACCUGUUGUCGUCCGUCGUGUUUGUGGCAGCGACUCCAGUUGUGAAAUAUGAAUGGGCCGAAGUCGACAGCCUGCACAACCGGUGGAUGACUGCGCUCAGCGCAGUGUUAAACUUGAUCGGGCUCUGGUUUGUCAGCCACGUCGUGAACCAGUGCAACUGGCGGAGGAACAUCGUGGUUGCGAUGCUCAUUUACGUGACCAUCGGCGCGACCGUGGACUUUUUCACAAUCUACAACGUUGUCCGGUCCGAAUGGCUGACGCUGUGUUGCGGCGCGAUCAACUCGAUUAUGGACGGCGUGUACUUUUUGAGCGGCUGUAUCAUCAACGUCGAGCUGGCCCAGGAAGGCAAGGAAGGUGUGACGUACGGCAUGCUAACCACGAUGGCCAACGUCGCGUAUGUUUUUACGCCGUUCAUCGGGCACAUUCUGAUGACCCCGUUUACGCUGGAUGACGAGGUGAAGAACGAAUACGACAGCCCCAAGAAGCGAUACCUGGUCGCAGUGCCGCUUAUCAUCGGGUACUCGUGCUCGAUCGUAGCAUGUGGGUUUGUGCUGCUCUUGCCCAAACAACGCGAGCACAUUCGGUUCAUGAAGGCAUACGGCGGUCGACAGCCAGUGUGGGCUGGACUCACGCUGUGCAUUUGUUUCGCCAGCGUCGUGUUCACCGCAGUGACGAGUAUUCUCUCCGUCUUCCCCACAACACGGUGCUUGGCCCUCGGCGGUGGCACCGACUGCUAGUAGGGCAACAACGUUACUUUAUUUGUGAUGCGCGUGUCUAAAAUAUCUGUUUGAAUUGGACCUGGUGCUGGUU
Messenger RNA from Aphanomyces invadans, 1973 nucleotides. RefSeq lists its product as hypothetical. The transcript has a single exon. Lineage: Eukaryota; Oomycota; Saprolegniomycetes; Saprolegniales; Verrucalvaceae. Gene Ontology annotation, molecular function: transmembrane transporter activity. The coding region runs from base 254 to 1900 and encodes 548 amino acids. Gene Ontology annotation, biological process: transmembrane transport. The record is from RefSeq and is a predicted model, not a curated record.